Messenger RNA from Armigeres subalbatus, 1729 nucleotides. Its product is annotated as ATP synthase subunit beta, mitochondrial-like. The coding region runs from base 67 to 1581 and encodes 504 amino acids. The transcript has 2 exons. Gene Ontology annotation, biological process: proton motive force-driven mitochondrial ATP synthesis; proton transmembrane transport. NCBI's taxonomy places the organism in Eukaryota, Metazoa, Arthropoda, Insecta, Diptera, Culicidae. Gene Ontology annotation, molecular function: proton-transporting ATP synthase activity, rotational mechanism; ATP binding; ATP hydrolysis activity. The record is from RefSeq and is a predicted model, not a curated record.
CCUGCGCAUCGCAGUUACAUAAGACAAGUGGAGAAAAUUUUCCUAGCCCUCCGCACAGUCGCCGAAAUGUUGUCCUCGUUGAGAAAUGUGCUAAAAACCGGUUCCCGGAUCCAAGCCGAACUCGUCCGGAACUAUGCGGCCAAGGCUGCAGCCAACGCCGCGGCUGGAGCGCAAGGUAAGGUUGUCGCUGUCAUCGGUGCCGUCGUCGACGUGCAGUUCGAUGAUAACCUACCGCCGAUCCUGAACGCCCUGGAAGUCCAGGGCCGUGGCUCCCGGCUGGUGCUGGAGGUGGCCCAGCAUCUGGGAGAGAACACCGUCCGCACCAUUGCCAUGGACGGUACCGAGGGUUUGGUGCGUGGACAACGCGUCUUGGAUACAGGAUCUCCCAUCCGUAUUCCGGUCGGAGCUGAAACCCUGGGCCGUAUCAUCAACGUUAUCGGUGAACCCAUCGACGAACGUGGCCCCAUCGAGACGAAUCUGUCCGCCCCGAUUCACGCCGAAGCUCCCGAAUUCAUCGACAUGAGCGUCGAACAGGAAAUUCUAGUUACUGGAAUUAAGGUCGUCGAUCUGCUGGCCCCAUACGCCAAGGGUGGUAAAAUCGGUCUGUUCGGUGGUGCUGGCGUCGGUAAGACUGUAUUGAUUAUGGAACUGAUUAAUAACGUCGCUAAAGCCCAUGGUGGUUACUCCGUAUUUGCCGGAGUCGGAGAACGUACCCGUGAAGGAAACGAUUUGUACAAUGAAAUGAUUGAAGGUGGUGUUAUUUCACUCAAGGACAAGACCUCCAAGGUCGCGCUGGUGUACGGACAGAUGAAUGAGCCCCCCGGCGCUCGUGCCCGUGUCGCUUUGACUGGACUGACCGUUGCUGAAUAUUUCCGUGACCAGGAAGGACAGGAUGUGCUGCUUUUCAUUGAUAACAUCUUCCGUUUCACUCAAGCCGGUUCUGAGGUAUCUGCUCUGCUGGGUCGUAUCCCAUCUGCUGUCGGUUACCAACCAACUUUGGCCACUGACAUGGGUAGCAUGCAGGAACGUAUUACCACUACCAAAAAGGGAUCUAUCACCUCUGUGCAGGCUAUCUAUGUGCCGGCUGACGAUUUGACUGAUCCUGCUCCAGCCACUACUUUCGCUCACUUGGACGCCACCACUGUGCUGUCUCGUGCCAUCGCCGAAUUGGGCAUCUACCCAGCUGUCGAUCCUCUGGAUUCCACCUCCCGUAUCAUGGACCCGAACAUUAUUGGUGCUGAGCACUACAACAUCGCUCGUGGUGUCCAGAAAAUCCUCCAGGAUUACAAGUCGCUGCAGGAUAUCAUUGCUAUCCUGGGUAUGGAUGAAUUGUCUGAGGAGGACAAGCUGACAGUCGCCCGUGCCCGUAAGAUCCAGCGUUUCCUGUCGCAGCCAUUCCAGGUCGCUGAGGUGUUCACUGGUCACGCCGGCAAGCUCGUUCCUCUGGAGGAAACCAUUAAGGGCUUCACCAAGAUCUUAAAUGGUGAGCUUGACCAUUUGCCCGAGGUUGCUUUCUACAUGGUUGGUCCGAUCGAGGAAGUCGUCGAGAAGGCCGAACGUUUGGCGAAGGAAGCUGCAUAAGAAAGAAGGUAAGGUGCUUCCUAGCUAUGCAGGAGGAAAGUUAUUACAAACUACAUGAUAAAAGUCAACGUAAAAUUACGAUAAGCAACAAAAUGUAACAAACAGGAAAAAGUUAAAUAAAAAUCGAAAAAAAUACAUAAUUGAAAAA